AUGGAUGUUGAAUUAAAUCUAACAUUGGUAACUUUUGGUGGGUUUGCAGAAUUGCACAAAUACAGGUAUCUUUAUUUUGUAGUUAUAUCCACGUUAUAUAUUCUGAUUCUCUGCUUUAAUUCCACUAUAGUUUUCCUUAUUUGGACUCACAAAAACCUUCAUGAGCCAAUGUAUAUUUUUAUUGCAGCUUUGUUAAUCAACUCUGUUCUUUACAGCAUGAUUAUCUAUCCAAAGCUCUUAUCUGAUGUUUUGUCUGAAAAACAGACUAUAUCAUAUCCACUCUGUCUUUUCCAAGGAUUUUUAUAUUACACCUCAGGUGGGUCAGAGUUUUUACUGUUGGCAGCAAUGGCAUAUGACAGGUAUGUGUCUAUAUGUAAACCCCUGCAAUAUCCAGUUAUUAUGAAUAGAAUAACUAUUUAUGUAUGUCUGAUUUUAGCUUGGCUUAUACCUGCUUUUGAAACCUCAGUGCUGGGUGUGUUGUAUUCGAAUGUCAAACUCUGUAGCUUUACCCUGACAGGAAUUUUUUGUAACAAUUCACUUUACAAGCUUCAGUGUGUGCCCUCGGUCGCAAUAUCUAUAUAUGGUAUGGUCACGUUGAUAAACAUUGCCCUUCUACCUUUGCUUUUCAUACUUUUUACAUACAUCAGGAUUAUUAGAAUAUCAUAUCAUUGUUGUAGAGAAGUGAGGAAAAAGGCUGUAAAGACAUGUUUACCCCACCUGCUGGUGUUAAUCAACUUUUCCUGUUUUAUUUUCCUUGAUAUAAUUAUAGUUCGACUGGAUUCUGAUCUAUCAAAAACUAUUCGUUUGACAUUGACGUUUCAGUCAAUUUUAUUCCAUCCUCUUUUAAAUCCAAUCAUAUAUGGACUCAAAAUGAAUGAAAUUUUCAAACAUAUCAAAAUAUUGUUGUCAAACAAAACAAAUCAGGAAGCCGGCCACGCGGAAGGCAGUGGUGGAAACAGAGCAGGUCCGGAGGUCAGCUGCGAUGCCAGCGGCGGCAACGAACUGUCUCAGGAGGCUGGCCUCGACGGCCAUGACGCUCAGCUAGAGACCAGGAAAGCGGCCGGCAGAGGUGAAGCGGAACAGGACGAGCUGGAACUGAUGACGGUGUGGCAUCCGCAGGACCAGACGAGGCAGGACCAGACGCUGAAGCUGGAUCAGUUGACGGUGAUGCUGCAGUUGACGGUGAUGCUGCAGGCGGAGAUGUGGAUGCUGCCGGUGACGGUGUAG
Molecule: messenger RNA, 1227 nt
Organism: Maylandia zebra (zebra mbuna)
Lineage: Eukaryota; Metazoa; Chordata; Actinopteri; Cichliformes; Cichlidae
Product: olfactory receptor 6N2-like
Biological process (GO): detection of chemical stimulus involved in sensory perception of smell; G protein-coupled receptor signaling pathway
Cellular component (GO): membrane
Molecular function (GO): olfactory receptor activity; G protein-coupled receptor activity; odorant binding
Source: RefSeq, a predicted model, not a curated record